Messenger RNA from Erythranthe guttata (spotted monkey flower), 1504 nucleotides. RefSeq names its product P-loop containing nucleoside triphosphate hydrolases superfamily protein. Gene Ontology annotation, molecular function: ATP binding; nucleobase-containing compound kinase activity. Gene Ontology annotation, biological process: nucleobase-containing compound metabolic process. Lineage: Eukaryota; Viridiplantae; Streptophyta; Magnoliopsida; Lamiales; Phrymaceae. The record is from RefSeq and is a predicted model, not a curated record.
UAAAAAAUAUAUGAGCUCUCUUGGGGCUCUACUAUUUAUUAGGAUCUGUCCAAAGUAUUUGUCAUUAAUUGUUGACAAUACAAAAUAUCCGCAAAUCCUAUGAUAAAAUGAAAAAGAAAUUGGUGAAGAUCCGUCAAAAGAGAUGUGGCAGCCACAACAACUCAAGAGUUGACUGCCUCGUAUCCAUAUCCACGUGUCGUUCAUCUGUCCAUCAUUCCCUUCUUUUUUAGUGUGGUAGAAAACGUAAUAUCGACAAAUAACAAGUCUCAAUUAGUAUGAAUUUCUAAAACCCCCCCUACACAACCCCCCUUCUCUCUCUCUCUCUCUCUCUCUCUCAGCCGCACACGCUUCUCUUUAUUCCGUUUACCAUCUUCCGCAACUUGCUGCUAUGUCAGUGCUCAGCCGGCUCGGUGUGGCAGCGCGGCUGUUAUCGAAGCGUAUAAACCGAGGGUACGGAUCAGCUGCUGCCGCUCAGCUGGAUUACGAUUCUUACUAUUGCUACGAUGACGAGGAAGAGGAGAUGAAGAAUCGGAGAGUAAUUGAGGAGUCGGAGUCGGAGGGAUGGGAAACGCUGGGGAGGGGUGUGCAGUGGGUCAUCAUGGGCGAUCCAAUGGCCAGGCGACAUCUCUAUGCCCAGCGCCUUGCCGACCUUCUCCACGUUCCUCAUAUCUCCAUGGGAUCUCUCGUUCGUCAGGAACUCAACCCUGAUUCUCCUCUCUAUAAAAAGAUUGCCAGCGCAGUGAACCAAGGGAAGUUAGUCCCAGAGGAUGUCAUAUUUGGGCUUUUGUCCAAGAGGCUGGAAGAAGGAUAUUGCAGAGGUGAAACUGGAUUUAUUUUGGACGGAAUUCCUCGUACAAGGAUGCAAGCUGAGAUACUUGACCAAAUUGCUGAUAUAGACUUGGUGCUGAAUCUUAAGUGUGCCGAGGAGUCUGUUGUGAAGAAAACUUUAGGCGGUGGAAUGUAUUCUCCUUCUCGAGAAUUCCAUUCCGUGGCUACUUCAGGAUUGAAUAUCAGUAUUCAGAAACAAUCAGGUCCUUUUCAGUCUACAAAUGUCGACUCAGAUACCAUCUGGAAGGAGAAGCUUCGCAUGUAUGCAGAUCAGAUGAAGCCCCUGGAAGAAUACUAUAAGCAGCAGAAUAAGCUUCUCGAUUUCCAAGUGGCCGGUGCAUCUGGAGACACCUGGCAAGGUCUUUUGGCUGCUUUGCAGCUGCAACACGUGAAUGUUGUCACUUCUCCUGCCAAUUCAUCACAGAAGUUGACGGCAUAAUUUUGGCCGAGAAAGAUUCGUUUUGUUUCUAGUCCUGGUGUGCUAGUAAACACAAGAUAUGUUUGCCAUGUGGUAUCAUAUCUUGGAUUUUUUUUGUAGUGAAUGUAUCCAAUUUUGCAUUAGGGAUGAAAGGAUAAUCCUUUUAAUUUUUUUCUUGUGUGUUCAAGUUUGUUAGGGCUGAAGUUGAGUGUAAAAACAUUAUCCGGCAUUUAUAUACAUAUCAGUUGUCUCUUUCUU